Messenger RNA from Homalodisca vitripennis (glassy-winged sharpshooter), 1517 nucleotides. Its product is annotated as venom protease-like. Gene Ontology annotation, biological process: proteolysis. NCBI's taxonomy places the organism in Eukaryota, Metazoa, Arthropoda, Insecta, Hemiptera, Cicadellidae. Gene Ontology annotation, molecular function: serine-type endopeptidase activity. The record is from RefSeq and is a predicted model, not a curated record. The transcript has 7 exons. Bases 245 to 1414 code for a protein of 389 amino acids.
GGCCAUCGGCACUCCCAAUAAUAGCAUGCACACACAGUUUCUACAGAUAUUUUACAAUUUAAUUUUUUAAAUCGUUACUUUCUAACCGAAUAACAUGCGGGUAAUUAACAGUAUGAAAUAUGAACGGGUCAUUAGCAGGAGGGACGAGUUAUGACGUAGCCGUUGGGAGGAAAAUUGAAACUUUGGCGGGAGAACACGGAAAGUACAGUCAGACCGUAGCGCCGCAACACAUGUGCCUUGUGUUAUGUCAGUAUCAGCCAUGGUGGCGAGAGGACUAAUACCGGUUCUGGUGUGUCUGUGCGUCUUCUGGUGUCUCAGCGAGACUGAGGUGCUGCCGGAUUCCGAACUUGGUGAUGUCUGCAAGCAGUCCGACGGGAAGAACUGGACCUGCAAGCCGGUGAUGAAUUGCCCCAUGGCUGUACAAAACCUUCAGGAGAAUAUAAAAAAUGUACAGUGUCACUUCAAAACUACUGAGCCAAUCGUUUGUUGCGAGCCUUUAGAUAUCUCUAAGCUGCUACCUCCACCCCCUGCCUCACUGACAAAUUCUUCAUCGCCUCCGAGUCCAGGAUAUAAGAGUAAACAGAAAUGCGUGGAAUACGCAGAGUACGUAUCCUUCAAAACUCCGGUCUUUUACAAAGCCACCAAAGGAAAGGACGCACAACCUCAGGAGUAUCCACACAUGGCUUUGAUAGGUUACGGAGAGAAAGAUUCUAUCGAGUGGCUCUGUGGCGGCAGCUUGAUCAGCAGGAAAUUCGUGAUCAGCGCUGCCCACUGCACUGACAGUGGAAUCCAAGGACUGGCCAGUUGGGUGCGACUAGGAGAUUAUGACGUAUCUACCAACAAUGAUGAAAACCACGGCCUAGCCAAGGCUGAAGACUACGAGAUCAUAGAGAGAAUCGACCAUCCAGACUACCAAAGUCCUUUUGCGUAUAACGAUAUCUCUCUGUACAAACUGGAACGGGAAGUACAACUGAACGAGUUCAUCAGACCCAUCUGUCUUCACACAGGAGGCAAGAUCGGUGGUAACGGUUUUGCCCUCGCUACCGGAUGGGGUAGUAUGGGAUGGCUACUGAAAGGCAGUAAGGUGCUACAGAAAGUGAAACUGGAGCUUAAAGCAAAGACUGUCUGCGAGACAUCUUACAAGGCUGGUCCCAGAUUACGCGACGGUAUACAAGUAUCUUCCCAGUUUUGUGCUGGAGACUCGAUAAACGGUGCAGACACCUGUCUGGGUGAUUCUGGCGGGCCAAUUCAGGUUGCCCUGGAUACACCUCAUGCCAUGUACAGCCUAAUAGGUGUCACCUCCUUCGGCGGCAGGCCUUGUGGCGGGAACAAGCCUAGCGUCUACACGAGAGUCUCUAACUACAUUCCCUGGAUAGAGAAUACCGUCUGGCCUAACUUUCCUUUAGAUACGUAGACUGGAGUGAUGCAGUGUUUGUAAGAUCUCAUUAUUUAUUAUAAUUUUUAUAUUAUUAAAAAGCAAUCAUUUUCUAAACUUGAUAAUUAAAUGAUAACAAUUU